Messenger RNA from Nasonia vitripennis (jewel wasp), 4756 nucleotides. RefSeq lists its product as uncharacterized. The transcript is spliced from 7 exons. NCBI's taxonomy places the organism in Eukaryota, Metazoa, Arthropoda, Insecta, Hymenoptera, Pteromalidae. The record is from RefSeq and is a predicted model, not a curated record. Bases 1396 to 2439 code for a protein of 347 amino acids.
AUAAAUCCUCGCGCUCUGGGCAAUCGAAUUUUUGAUAUAAAUACAAUCCGAUAAAAUCUACACGCAUCCCCCUCUCACGCGCAUCUGCAUAUUUAAAGCCGGCGCGCGCUUAAUGAAUUUUUUAUUUAUCGCCCCAGCUCUCGCCGCGGAAGCAUCGAUCAGUCCGCGGAACGCGCAAUUAAAGAAACAAACUCGCGCGCUGAAAAAUUCAUCACCACUUCCCUCGCUAUGCAAUAAUAACGAUAAUCAGCCCCGACUGCAGCGAAUCCGCCCAUCGUGCGUUACGAGAUCGGCCGCGCGCGGCGUUUCCGAUCUGGCCAUCAGCCGAAAUCAAUAUCCAGCGCGAUAAGCCCGCUCGUAAAUACACACGUAUAGAGCUAUAUAAGCAGGGAGAGAAGCGCAUAACCCUCCCGUGCAUGCAUGCAUCCCAAGAAGAAGAAGAAGAAGAAGCAGAAGAAGAAGAAGAAACGGAGGAAGAGCUGAGGAGGUGGAGGAGAGAGAAAACAUACAAGCGAACCCCUACUCGCGGCGCGCUUCCUUCGGGGAAACCGUCGGCGACUUCCCCCCACCAACAGAUCUACUCCGCAAAGCGAGUCUCCCUACGGCGCGCGGCGCAGCGGCUGUGAGCUGUGAGCAGUGAGCGCCAGAGCAGUUCAGCAGUCAGUCGACUGGCUUGCGCCGAGCGGCUCGGAUCUGCGUUCUGUUGUCGCUGCGCUCGCUUGUGUGCAUCAAGGGAAGAAGUAUAACCAAGCGGUGUGUAUACGCACUCGUGCCGAACGAUCCGGUGAUUGCUCCGCUUCAUACCCAGUGAAUAUAGGAUAAUACGUAACGACGAUCGCGGCAACGGGACUGGCUCUGCUUAUGCAGGAUCGCUCGUGCACGGGAUAAGGCCCGCGUAAUUGGACAAUCGCCGGCUGAUUGCCAAAAUCGCAGGAGCGCAUCUUUCCUCCCGUGGGGGAGUACCUGCGCACACGUACAUACUCACCGACACACAGAAUCUCUCGGCCGAGCGAAGAGGAGUGAGCAAGAGAGAGAGAGAGAGAGAGAGAGGAGACUUGAAUGCCUGUGUGUGGUCCGGCUCGAGGCCGGCGUUCCGUUCCUCUAGUCUCGCGAGUGUGCGGAUUUGCGAGGAGAUGAGGUUAUAGUGCGAGUGUUGGGAAUUACGUUACGUAAAUAAGCCGAUGUCGUGGGUUAGCUGCGCACGUGGACUGGCUGGCCUCGUUCUUCUCGUUGUUGUUGUUGUUGCUGUUGUUGUUGUUGUUGUUGCCUCUGCUCCGAUGGCGACGAGCGUCGGACGCCGAGCGUUGUAAGGAGGAUCGAGAGCAAGAGAGUCAAGAGCGGCGCGCGCGGUGUCCUUAUUUUCUCCACGGAAGAUAACGACGCGCGGAGGCAUUCAUGUUCCUCGGGAACUGCAGUAUGGAAGACUUGAGUGUAAGUGUUGCGGGUACGAGCGGCAGCACGAGCACGACUAGCACGAGCACGACGUCGAGCAGCAGCGGUCCGGUGUCGAGUGGUCCUGGAAGUCCCAACGGCGUCAUCAACGACAUGGACUGGUUCGCCGGUGUGGCCGAGGAGGAGCUCCUCUACUACUCGAGUCUGGGCAACGAGCUCGACUCGCUUUUCGCCGUCGUCGGCAGUUUUGUGCCGCCGCCUCCCAGGCCGCCUUUUCUGCCAGAGGAGACGGUGCCCACCGACGGGCUCACCACCUGCGACCUCUGCUCCUGGGCGCUGAGGAACGACAGGUACUCGUUCUCCCUCGACGGAACUUUGGAGGCUCCGGGGGAGAUCGGCUGGGUGCUCACGCUGAUCAUCGUCUCGCUGAUAUCGGCCGGAAUCGGCGCGGUCGUCAUGGUCACGCUGCUGCACUGCAGGCGGAUGAAGAGCGCCGGCGGUAGAGCCAACUGCUGCGGCGUGGCUCUGGAGAGGGCAACCGGCGAGCGGCACCGACACCACCGGCAUCACCACCACCAUCACCACCAGGACGUAGGCGGUAACCCCGGCGGAGGGAGCGUUGGCCCCAACGUCGGCCUCGCCGUCAUCCCCGACAGGCCGCCGCUCGAGCUCGACAAGCUGCCGCCUUACCACGACGUCGCGCCCAAUACCGGUCACAACGUGAACGUCUGGUCGUGGCUGGGCUCGCGCCGAGGCGGCGGACCUCCCGGAUGCGUGGGGACGCCGCUGUCCUUGCCGCAGCAUCGACGAGCACUCAAUCUGCCCGUGGAGAACCACUACACGCACAUGCAGACCGACGAGGCCCUGUACGCGGAGCUCGACUCACAGGCGGCGAGCUACGCCAGUGGAUCCGAGGAUAAACAUUAUCACGAGCUCGACGCCGUCGGACUGCACAGGCAGCAUCAGGACACGCUCUGCACGCGGCACAGUCAGAGUUGUCGAUACCAAAUACUCCCCAUGAUGAUGAUUGGCAACGAUGAACUUUAGAAUGGAUCUUUUCCAUCUGAAAAAAAUGUGUAUAGAGCCAGACUACGAGAUGUACGAGAAUGGCUCGACUACUGUGAUCCCGCCGCCUCAUCUUCACCAUCACCACCUCCAUCACCAUCACCACUACGAGGAGAGCAAGCAGCAGCAACCGCAGCCGCCGGCUCCUGCUCCUGCGCAGCCCUCGUAUCAGAAUACGGGUUACACGGGUAGCGACGCGGAGCCCGACGGGCCCUCGACUCUCAGCAGCGCGCCCAGCAGCGCCUACUACAGCGAUCUCAGCUCGAACUCGGCCAAUCAGCAGCUGAUGAUCGGACCCGGCUUAGCGAUAGUGCACCCGGAGGGCGACGCGCCGCCGGUUUACGAGCCAGCGCCUCAUUACAGGCUUACGGCCAUCAACGAAUCGACUACCUGUCCCUCGGACUACAUAUGACGCAGUUAAUGCGAAAUCUAAUUUUGCACUAGUGCGCGACCGAGCGAACUUUUUCCUCGAUAAUUAGCUUUUUUAUUUCUAACGUAGAAGUUGUGACUUUUUCUUCUACGUCCUCGAGUAUGUUAAGUGUUGCAUGUUUGUGUUCGUGAGAUAGUUUGAUGGAGAUUGUGAUAAACAAGCAGCGAUUGAAAUGUUAUGUGUUUCGACGUGAAGACUCGUCUUUCGUCCGUGUAUAAAUUUAUUUAUUGUAAUUUUAAGCAAGGAUUCUCGAACCUUAUGUUAACGAUCCUUGCGCAGAGAUUAGCUCGUUUAUGCAUAGAAAAAACGAGGUCAUCUAUCGAUUAUUUGUACUUUACAACGUUAAGUUGAUCGCGAGUGCUUUGUAUCGGCAUUAACUUUUCGUGUCUUUGUAAAUAUAUUUAAGAAUUUUCGACUGUGAAAGCGAACAAAUUGUUCAAAUUUUCAAAGUAACCCAUCGAUGGGUAUUUAUUUAAAAAGAUUUAACAGCGUAUUUAUCAAUUGUAAAUACCUUAGUCUAAAUUUAGAGUAGAACAAGAAAACAACGUUCGUAGGUCAAUUUCAAAAGAAACGUUUGACUGACUUAUCGUGUCAAUGAAUAAACACGUGUAGCGUUUACUACUUAUCUAAAGCAUUUACAAAGUUUUUUCAUUAUAAAAGAAAGCAAUAAAUAGAGACCUGUCCGGAGGCCAGCGAAUCACUUAGAUUCCCAUCAAGUAGAAUGAGAGCCCGAAGCGCAUUCAAAUUACGCGAGGAUAAAGUUGUUACGAGGGUAGAACAGGUGGCUCGGUAAUUCGACGUUACGCCUCCUCCGCAUCGCUUUGUCUUGACCAUCAGCAACUUCCGUUCUCUCCACUCACUCUCACUCCGUCCAUUCCUCUCUGUUCCACACAUGAACGUGAAUUCACGUGCGCACCACACGAACCCACUCACAGACUUUCUCAUAUCCGUCGAGCAUACGCUACUUUCAAAAAGUAUUGUCAGAUAAGCACGCAUCUUUGUGCAUUGUUGUGAGACGAGCGCGCUCUGGGUCGUCGAGGCUGCUUUUAUUACUAAAAGGCUCUCGUAGCUCGGAAGACUUUUAACAACGCGCGUAAAAUAAAUCUAGUUAACGUAACUCUCUUGCGACUCGAGAACGACCUUUCGUUACACGAGUAUACGUAGUAGACUCGUGGAAAUGGAAGAAGGCGAAGAAGAAGACGACGGCGGCGGCGUCGACGACGAGGAUGAAUAAACAAAAGAGACAAAAGAGAAGAACAAUAAACAACCUGCUUUCAACCCAGUCGAUAAAGCAGCCGUGAUCAGGCGUUCCCACCUACGAUGGAAGGGGAUUUGUUACUGCUGGAAGACGAUGGCGACGGCUUGUUUCUCUGAGCGUUGUGAUAGAGAUAUGAGUGGACGCGCAGGCUGUUGCUGUUCUUGUACUUGUUGCCGCAGAGUUUGCACGUCAGACUCUCGAGCGGACCGUGGAUGUAGCGCACGUGUAACUUCAAGUUCUCUUUGCGCGUGAAGUGCCGCAGACACCAAGGACACGAGUACAUGCGUAUCACCUUGCCUCUUUCCAUGCGAAUCGUCGGACCCAGUUCGGAUAUCACCCGCAGCGUCGUCUCCAAGGAAAGACUGCUGCCCGGUAAUCCUUUGACGGUGCGACGACCCUUGUUCGUCGUGUUGGCGGCGCAGCUCGUCGAAGGAUCGUGGGAAAAGUCAGCCGCACACGUCGUUCCUGUGUCGUGAAAACCUGUAUAAAGUAGAUAUAUAAAUUUUACGUGACAUUGUUAACCCGAAUCCGUACGUAUCUUAUAUUAUAAGCAUACCGUGUAUACGCAUUAAAGAUUGUAAAUAAUAAACACUAAUGUAUGAACUAAAUUA